AUGCCUAGCAUACAUGGUAAUAUUGUGAAAAUUCACUAUUCAAUAUUCGUUGUUCAAUAUGUAUUUCUAUGUGGCAUCACUUUUACGAAUGCUGUUCCGAUGCUUACAAAGAUUAACCAAAGUCAUACUGGUAUAAAAUAUCCUAUAAUUUUAAUUCCUGGUAUGGGUGGAUGUCAAGCUUUUUGUGGGCCUAAAGUUAUGAACAAUUACUUUUCACCAUUUAAUAUCUGGAUUAACUUUCUACAUGUAUUACUGCCUGACAAAGCAUUUGAUUAUUUCAGGCUACAACAUGAUCCACGUACCUAUGAAUCAUUUGAUUCAAAUGAAUGUAAUGUAACAUUUCCCGGAUGGGGUGAUACAUGGUCAGUGGAAUAUCUAUCACAAUAUCUACCCUUUGAUUACUUCGGUUCACUUGUGUCCGAAAUGACUAAAGAUAAAUUUUAUGUGAGAAAUUACACAAUACGUGCAGCUCCAUAUGACUUUAGAAAGUCACCAGGUGAUAACAAAGAAUUUGUCAAGAAAUUCAAGACAUUAGUAGAAGAAACUUAUACCAAUGGAUUGAAUCGACCAGUUGUCCUAUUAGGUCAUAGUUUAGGUAGUCUUUACACAUUAUACUUUCUCAAACAUCAAACUAAACACUGGAAACAAAAAUAUAUUAAAUCGUUUAUGUCUGUAUCAGCACCACUUGGUGGAACAGUUGAAACACUUGCAGCUUUAACUAGUGGUGAUAAUUUUGGUGUGUUCAUUCGUACUCCAACAAUUUAUCGAGAUGUGUUACGUACAAUGACAUCAUUGGUUUCUACCUUACCAAAUCCUAAACUAUGGUCUAAACAUGAAGUUUUGAUUAUUACACCAACUAGAAAUUACACAGUUCUCGAUUAUCCAGAAUACUUCAGUGAUUCCAAUUAUCUUACAGGUUAUCAACUAUUCACACGUCACCUAGAAACAUUCAAUCCACUCGAAGCUCCUGAACACGUACCUGAAAUCUAUUGUAUUUAUGGUUCCGGACUAUUAUCAGUGGAACGACUGAUUUUCAAAUCAUCCAGUUUCUUUGUUUCAUCAUUUCCAAAUCAGACACCGCGAGUUAUUUAUGGCAACGGUGAUGGCACGGUGAAUCUGCGUAGUUUGAAAGUUUGUGCGAAAUGGCCUACAGCUAAAGUCGUUGAAUUCGUUGCAUCUGAGCAUCAACCAAUUUUGAGUGAAAAGAGAUUUAUUCGUUUUGUGAAACGACAUAUGAAUAGAUAA
This is a messenger RNA of Schistosoma turkestanicum, 1245 nucleotides long. NCBI's taxonomy places the organism in Eukaryota, Metazoa, Platyhelminthes, Trematoda, Strigeidida, Schistosomatidae. The record is from the annotation of a GenBank genome assembly.